Molecule: messenger RNA, 1011 nt
Organism: Quercus robur (English oak)
Lineage: Eukaryota; Viridiplantae; Streptophyta; Magnoliopsida; Fagales; Fagaceae
Product: protein BEARSKIN1-like
Exons: 1
Coding region: 1-1011 (336 amino acids)
Biological process (GO): regulation of DNA-templated transcription
Molecular function (GO): DNA binding
Source: RefSeq, a predicted model, not a curated record
AUGGAGAUGGUGGGGUUUCGAUAUGAUCCUACAGAUGAAGAGUUGAUGAAGAUUUUAAUGAAGAAGGUCGACGAUGCUGAACAAACUCACCUAAAUCAUCAUUUUGAUUUUAUUGUGAAUGAUUGUGAGGUAUAUGGCAAAAUUCCUCCAUGGGAAAUAUAUGAUUCUCAUACCCACUAUCAUUUACACACUUUCCACCGCAAGCUCUAUGUCUUCACCGACCUCAAAACAACAACCGGCAAUCGUGUGUGCAGGGCUGCCGCUUGCGGAACCUGGCUUGAAAAAAGCAAGCCCAAAAGAAUCUAUGAUUCUCAGGGCAAUGUUAUUGGGAUCGACAGGAUGCUCUCUUUUAAGGCCAAGGAUCUUCAUUCGGGCAAACUCAAUAAAACUAAUUGGAUAAUGCACGAGUUCUCCUUGGCGAAUCAGGAAUUUGGAAGAAUCAACACAGUCCUCUGUGUCAUCUAUAAACUAAACAAAGGGUCAGGGUCAGAUUGUGAGGAGGCCAACGGAAGAGGUCUCAAAAGAGCUUUUUCUUCUACUACUGCUGGUGAAGAGUUCUCAUGCUUCAAUACAAAUGCUGCUGCUGUGAUUUCACUUGAGCCUGAGCCUGAGCCUGAGCCUAUGAUGCCUAGUGCUGAUGAUGAAGAGUUUGCUGCAUGGGUUUCUGGAUGUUUUUCUUCUACUGCCGCUGUAGCUGAAGAGGCCUCAACCUUCAAUACAACUGGUGUGAUGUCACAUGGACAAGAAGAUGCCCAAGCCCAAGAACACAAAAAAAGACGGUUGGAUGCUGAUACUUUUACGGAUGAAGAUUUUGCUGCAUGGGUAACUGAUCCCACAUUCCCAGAUGAACCAUUGAGUCAAAUAUUUUCUGAUCUCCCACCCCUGGUUGAAGUAUGCAGUCAAUCCAAAUCAGACUCUGUUGCUGAUGCUGAUUUUGAUGCAUUAAUUACUUCAUUAAUUUCUGAUCCGGCACAAUCCGAUGAAGCAUGGAGUAAAAUCUUUUGUAUAUGA